This is a messenger RNA of Eurytemora carolleeae, 556 nucleotides long. RefSeq lists its product as uncharacterized. The coding region runs from base 36 to 338 and encodes 100 amino acids. NCBI's taxonomy places the organism in Eukaryota, Metazoa, Arthropoda, Copepoda, Calanoida, Temoridae. The record is from RefSeq and is a predicted model, not a curated record. The transcript is spliced from 4 exons.
UUUUAAAAUAUGCUGCCUAUCUGUUCAGGUAUUUGAUGCUGGCAUGUUCACUUGUUCUCUUCAUAGAAUCUGGAUUUUCUGCUCCACGAAAAUAUUUAAUAAAGACAGUGCGAACCCCGGAAUAUAACGAAGAAAUAUCUCCAAAUCUGAACCCUCAAGGAAAAGAAGGAGUUAAGGGAGAUGACUAUUUCUUGGGCCUGUUACCUGGAAUUAUCGGCGUUGUACCCAAAAUGCUUCCGGGACUUAUCAAUGCCGGUACCAAAAUUGCUCCACACAUCCCACAACUGAUUGAUGGAGCUUUCAAAAUCGCAGAAUCACAAAUUGCUCAAGCACAAUAAUGUGUCUCUCACCAAUAAACCUUAAAAAAAGAUGAAUAUCCUCACUGAUGCACCAUUGGAUAUAUUCUUCAAUGAAAUCUACGUUAUUAUUAUUUAAUAUUAAAUCUAGUAUAAACAUAUAUAAACCAACAAUAUACAUGAUUUAUACAAUAUACAUACUUUAUUAGUAACAGAUAUUGGAUAGAAAUCUACAAAGUUGCAAUAAAAUUAGAUUUUUC